This is a messenger RNA of Vicia villosa (hairy vetch), 1644 nucleotides long. RefSeq lists its product as uncharacterized. The record is from RefSeq and is a predicted model, not a curated record. Bases 1 to 1644 code for a protein of 547 amino acids. Lineage: Eukaryota; Viridiplantae; Streptophyta; Magnoliopsida; Fabales; Fabaceae. The transcript is spliced from 4 exons.
AUGUAUUGCAUUGGUACUCAGAAAAAGGUUGAUGUUACCUACAUCAUUUUCAAUCACUUGUGGAAUGCUGUAAGGGACUAUAGAGAUGAGAGCAGAACAAAGAAGAAAGGAAUUGUUAUUCCUUUCGGGAGGAUUAUUACCAAUCUUUUGGUUCAAACCAAGAUGGUUGAAGAACUGGAAACUGCUGGAGUUAUCAAGGAUCCUUACACAAUCAUUGGAAGUACCUUGAAUGCUACUUCUUUGAGGAAAAUGGGUCUAAUUCAAGCUAUUGAAAAUGCUCCUCAGGCUAUUCCAGGUGUUAGAAACAGAAGAGGUCCAAUUCUUUCUGAAUUUGAGAUGUUCUUUCUGAAUGAACAACCAGAUAUUAAGGUUCGUUACCUUAAUCUUCUCAAACAAGAUGGUUCUAUUGAUGUUCCUCUUGGGGUCUGCAAGCAGAAGCUUCCGACUACUAAGGAUGGUAUCGUAGAAGUUUUACCAGAAGCUGCCUCUCAAAAAGAAAGAAGGACAAAGCGUAAGCAAGAUGUUUCUUCUAUCAGUAAGGAGAAGAGAACUGAAGAAAAAGGUGCUGAAGAAAAUAAAGAAGUUGCUGUUGAAAAGGAAAAUACAGAAAAAGAAGAUGUAGUCAUCCAGAAGAAACAGAAGAAGAGUGAGAAAGAGGAUGAUACGAAAAAUGAUGAGAAGGAAGUUGAAAAGAAGAAGAAGAGGAAAAAGACUGAUAAGACGGAUGAUGAGAAGGAAGAUGAGAAGGUUGAAGAGAAGAAGAAAAGUAAGAAAGAUAAGAAUAAGAAGAAAAAGAAAGUAGAAAAGAAGGACGUUGAAGGAGAACAGAAGAAUAAUGAAGAGGAAAAUAAAGAAGAAGCAAGGAAGAAAGAAAUUUUUGCAGGAAAGAAGGUUGAGAUUCAGAAGAAGAGGAAAGAAGUUGAAGCUGAUUCUGAAAGGCCUACCAAGAAAUCUAAAGAAUCUGAGGAUGAAGCAGAAUCAUUGCUCUCUCUUGAUGGAGAACCUGAACCCUACUUCAUUCUGAAUCCAGAUUCUUAUUCUACCCAAUUCAAAACCCCCAAACCUGAACUUUCUGUUGGUGUAAGUUUUGAAUUUCUUAAGCUGAAGGUACAGACAGGACUAGAAGCCCUGAAGGCUGCACAUAAUGCCAGGACGAAUUAUGUUGCUACCAGGAGUCUUUGGAGAGCCUUCAGAAGGGAGAUACAUUCUGACUUUCUGAAGCUUCAGAAAGCUUGUGAAGCUGAAGCUCCUGGUCCUUUUGAACCUGCUGCUCCUACACCUCCAAAGAAUUUGGCUGAAAUUCUUCUGGCCCUUGAAAAUUCAGAAGCUGAAAUACCUUCUCCUGUGUUUGUUGAAGCUGCUUCUGAAUCAGAAGCUGAUGUUGGAAACCAUGAUGCUGAAACUCAAGAUGCUGAAACUCAAGAUGCUCAGAAUCAUCCUGCUAUGCAACAUCCUCUUAAGGAAAAUCAAGCCGAUGUUCUCAUGCUCGAUGCUGCUGCUGAGACUCCUCUUCUGGACAAUAGCUUUGAUGCUUCUUCUACUGGACCUUCUAUUUUGAUGAACACCAUGAAGGCUCUUCACCAGAAUCAAGAUGAUCUUGCUUCUCAAUCUAUCAAGAAUGCUCUGAUACAUGCUAUUCAUUAA